AUGUCGCUCAACAACACUCCCAACAAUCUAGUCGCACUCGCAGGUGUCGGUACGGGCACCGGUGGGGGCAAGAGGCCGGCCCAGUUAGCACCGGUGUGCAACAUUCCGCUCGAGCUACUCCACGAAACCAUGUCCUACCUCGAUCGAGCCGAGGUCAAUCAGCUGCGCAGCACCUGCCACCAUUUGGACUACAAGAUCUGGUCAGAUAAGCUGCGCAAGCUCACCGUGGGCAGGACGCUAUAUGCCACCGUCGCCAACUUGGCAAACUUUCUAGGUAUGUUGAACACGUUCGCCCCGCGCGGCGUGAGCGGAGAGGUCAAGGAACUUUGCUUGGUAGCGGAUGGAGUGAAGUCACCUGAGCAUGGCUAUGGUUGGGCUUGGGAGAACUUGUUGCAUAUGGAAUUGGUUGAGGUGGAUGCGAAGGGCGAACUGCUACCCGCCAAGAUGGCGACGAAGGACGACUUGCAGAUCAUCAAAGAUGCCACCAUGAGGCACACCAACUUCGCCAACAUCAACAACGGGUUCAUCAACAGCGGCGGAUAUCGCGCGAUGCUCACUGCGAUCUUGAUCGCCUGCCCCAACCUCGACGUCCUCAACAUUCGCAAGCUCAAGCCCGACGAGCAUCUGCCUGGCUGGUUCGAGACUGAGAAAUUCGAGAAGUUGUCAUUCUACAAGCCUGGCAUGAACACCAAGGAUAUCUUCUACGGCGACUGGCAGUACGACACCGUCCACGGCAGGGUCACUCACUACACUGAUGAUUUCGGCGAAGCCAUUGUUGAGCCCAAUGCCGGUCCUCAGGCCAGCUUCAUCGACGACCUCAACGCUGCCGUCACCGCCUCCGGUCGUGCCAUCACCACCAACUUCAUUCGCGGCUAA
Parastagonospora nodorum SN15 is the source of this 876-nucleotide messenger RNA. RefSeq lists its product as hypothetical. Gene Ontology annotation, molecular function: protein binding. Lineage: Eukaryota; Fungi; Ascomycota; Dothideomycetes; Pleosporales; Phaeosphaeriaceae. The record is from RefSeq and is a predicted model, not a curated record. The coding region runs from base 1 to 876 and encodes 291 amino acids. The transcript is spliced from 4 exons.